Linderina pennispora is the source of this 2508-nucleotide messenger RNA. RefSeq lists its product as uncharacterized. Lineage: Eukaryota; Fungi; Kickxellomycota; Kickxellomycetes; Kickxellales; Kickxellaceae. Bases 413 to 2275 code for a protein of 620 amino acids. The transcript has a single exon. The record is from RefSeq and is a predicted model, not a curated record.
UCACACUGGUGACAGGGCAAAGAGCCUUGCAGAGAUAGAGCGCAUCACACACGGUAAGGGCAGAAAAAAGAAGCAAAGCCCUCGAUGUCGUUUGCCAGGGCAACAGGCAUGGGUGCUAAGAACGGGAUUCUUGCUGUAGAGCUCCAAACGAAGGGCACAAAUGCCGUGACUCUGCUCCUGGAGCGCGCCCAAGCGCACGCCAACCUGGGCAAUGAGUCACAGGCACGCGACGACAUCUCGCGUGCAGCCGCACUAGUCAAAGAGCCAGCACACGGCUCAGCCGAGAGCAUUGCAGCGGUUGAGCGCGCGCUGACGGAGAUCACGAUCUCCAAGGGCAGCAGUGCAAAACCCCUGGUGACUGCAUCAGACACGGUGAUCGUACAGAAGGUUUUGCAGUAUGUAGCGCAAAGGGAUGUGGACUGCAAGGACGUGGUGGAUGUGGUCAGAGGCGCUGGAGGCGAGGAUCCGGCAGAAGAAAUAUGUGCUGGAGCCACGGGAUAUGCUGGAGCUGCUGGAUGCGUUCCAUGCGCUGUGCAGGGGCGGGGACGGGGAGGUGGCAGAGGAGGUUGGGUCGUGUAUUAGACAGGCGCUGGGCGGGGCGGGCGGGAAUGCGGCGGCCAGGCAGAUGCUGGUGGACUUUGCCAAGGCUGUGGCCGGGGCGUGGGAGGCGCACCAUAGCAAUGGCGAGUUCAAGCAGCUGGCGUGCCGACACGGCGCUGGCAUGUAUGCAUCGGCAGCUUAUGCGCUCAGCACCAUCGCCCCAGAUGCCUCAGUGCAGCAGUGCUUGGCGCAGGCAUUUGCGUUCUACAUUGGUCAGAUCUGGAUGGUGGGAUCGCUGCCAUCUGCGGAGUUCACGCAGGCGGGCCAGGGCAUGCUGCGACUAUUGACUGCAAAUAAGCCAGUGUUCCUUCAUGAAUUCGCCAGUGCCUCUGCAGCGACCAGAAAGGGCACGGUGACGCCCCUGGAGCGCCUGCUGGGCAUUCUGGGCGAGCAGUCGAGUGACAGGCGCCCGCUGGCACUGCUGAUCGUCAGCCAGAUUGUCUCUGCAGCCAAGGACCCGCAGAACUCGAGCGGAUUCAGCGACUACGACCAGUCUGUGCGCGGUGCGCAAGCCCCGCCGGCCAUUGGCUCUUUGCGCACAUCGGCAGUUCGCGUUCUCGACACUCUGGUUCAGUCGACGCUGCAGGCAGAGCGUACCAGCGGGCUCCUGGCGCUCGCAUCGUUGUUUGAGGCGGGCGUGGGCGCAGACCUGGCUGGCGAGCUGUGGAAGAAGACCGGCUGGAUCGAGGACCUGUGGGACCAGGGCGAGUUCGACAAGCCGGCCACGCAGCUGGCAUUGCUCAGGCUGGCAGACAGCAGUAGCUCGGAGAUCAAGUUUGGCACUGCAAUGAGGGAGUAUGGAAACGGGCUUGUCCAGGAGCUGGCCCGCAAGGCGUCGUCCAAGAGCGAGGUGGAGCGGGAGCUGGCGGAUGCAGCGGCCAUUGUCCUAGCAAAAUGGUCAGGCGCUCCGGCCCCAGCCCCAGCCCCAACCCAGCAGGCGCCAGGGACGAUCGAGGAGAUCGGGGAACCGCCAGCCAAGGACAUGGAGCCGAUGCAGUUGGCCGAAAUCCACAUUCACCGGAUCAUCGAGUGCGCCAGCAAGCCAGCCACGGAUGCGGCGGCGGCUGCGUCCAUUGAGAAGGCGGUCGAGGCUCUGGGGUAUCUCUGCCUGAAGCCAGCAUUGAAGGAGCAUGUCGCACACAACACUGCUCUGCUGCGCGGGCUGUUUGGGUUUGCGCAAAAGUCGACGCUCUCGUCGCUAAAAUUCAGCACAAUCAUGCUGGUCCGCAACCUGACCAACUACAAGCCUGUGCUGACCGAGGAGCAGAAGCGAAUGCAGCAGCUGCAGAAGCUCAGCACACGAGCGCAGAACAAGGCUGCAACCAAGGACGAUGGCUCGGUGCGUACGGUCGGUGACGACAUGAAGGAGGUCGAGGAUGAGGAGGAUGUGCUGGACUCGAACCCGCAUGUGUCCCAGCGCGCUGAGCUGGUGUGCAAGGCCGGGUGCUUGCCGGUGCUUGUCUCGGCAGUGCAGUCCAAGAUGCGCCCGUCGGACAGCACCAAGGACGCGGUGGCCGAAACCAUAGUGUCGCUAGCCACGACGCAGACACUGCGCGGCCUGGUUGUGCAGCAGGGCGGUGUGCGUGCGCUGCUCAGCAUUCUGACGCCCGACGCGCCCAAGGCCAAGCACAAGGAGGACGCGGGGCUGCCGCAUGCCUACCGCCAGCAACGCUGACAAGAACAUAGCCUUUGCGCUGGCCAAAAUCGCCAUCUCCGUAGCCCCGCACCUGGCGUUCCCAGAUCCGCGCGAAAUCGUGCGCCUGCUGCUGCCGCUGCUUUCCGAGGAGAGCGAGUCCGCAGGCGAUGCUGAUCAGGUUCGAGUCGCUGCUGGCGCUGACGAACCUGGCCAGUAGCCAGCCGGGAUCCGCCCACGACGUGCGCGGGUAUCUGGCCAUUGACCUCAAGGGC